This is a messenger RNA of Oncorhynchus masou masou (cherry salmon), 6505 nucleotides long. RefSeq names its product CLIP-associating protein 2-like. The transcript is spliced from 41 exons. NCBI's taxonomy places the organism in Eukaryota, Metazoa, Chordata, Actinopteri, Salmoniformes, Salmonidae. The record is from RefSeq and is a predicted model, not a curated record. Bases 678 to 5222 code for a protein of 1514 amino acids. Gene Ontology annotation, molecular function: microtubule binding. Gene Ontology annotation, biological process: establishment of mitotic spindle localization; mitotic spindle assembly. Gene Ontology annotation, cellular component: cytoplasmic microtubule; spindle microtubule; microtubule organizing center.
AGGCCUGCUAGUAAACUGCAGUCACCGGCUGGCUCCUGUUUUCAGCGGGGGAGGGUUUCGCUAGACAGCUGUAGUAGGGGCGAUUGUUCCCUUGAUUAAAAGUAGCCAGCAGGAACCUGCGGGUUAGAAAGCAAGAGUUUUGACGAAACUUUAUUUUGAAGGGUUUUGACAAGAGAGACUAUCAUAUAAUGGAAUACAAAAACCGAAACAAGGUGUCAGGCCUGUGGCCAACGUUGCUUCCUUCAGCUUGCUAACUAUUAGCUAGUUGUUCCCAUUGAUGUGUGUAGCUAGAUUCGUCAGUUUAGCCAGCUAGCUUGUGUUGUUGUUGUGGGUCCAUAAUACACGGGACCUGGUUGGUUCUACCGCACAUUGUUGUAAUUUUUCUAAAACUUUUUUAAAAGUUAUUGCUUGUUAAGGUAUCUAUCCCGAGAGAAACAUUCUCUGUUAUCUUUCUCUGAAAUCAAAAGUCGAGCAGUGUGUGUCUUUUAAGACAAAGUGAUUUGCGCUUUGCCAAGUUAAUUUGACAGGCGUUUUGUUUUUGUUGGUAACUGUCCUCGGCUCAGAAUUAAAGACCGGACCUUUUUCCCCCCCUUCUCCAUCCAACCCUGCUACCAACCGGACAGUACCACGUUAGUCUGUCUGACACCAGGAGCUGACCACACAUCACUGCCUGCUCAAUGGAGGAACAUGACAACAUGGACUAUUUAUAUCAGCAGGUCCUGCAGAAAGACGUUACCCGCAGGUUGCAGGUCGGGCAGGAUUUAAUAGACUACCUGAACGACCCGCAGAGGUCCUCCGAUGUGGAACAAGACAAACCCCGGCUGGAUAAAACCAUAGAUGAGCUGACGGGAUGGGUCAACGCCAGCAACUACAAGGUGGCGUUGUUGGGGAUAGACAUUGCCGGGGCGUUCGUCGAUCGCCUGGGGGAACACUUUAGAGGAUACCUGGGAACAGUGGUCCCAGCCCUCGUGGACAGGUUGGGGGACAGUAAGGACCAGGUCAGAGAACAGAGUCAGAGUCUUAUCCUCCGCUGUAUGGAAGUGACCGCAUCGCCUAUGUAUGUGUGGGAGAGGUUGCUUCCUGGUUUUAAACAUAAGAACUUCCGCAGCAGAGAGGGGGUGUGUCUGGUUCUCUGCGCCACGCUCAACACGUAUGGUGCUCAGCCGUUGCGUCUCAGUAAGAUCGUUCCCCACCUCUGCACUCUAACGGGAGACCAGAACCCACAGGUCCGUGAGGCUGCCACAACAUCUAUGGUGGAUGUCUAUCGCCACGUAGGGGAGAGAGUCAGAGCCGACCUGGGAAAGAGUGGCCUGCCUGCCGCAAGGUUACAGACAAUAUAUGGGCGUUUUGACGAAGCUUUGAAUUCUGGGAACAUGGCGCUCAGCCCCAGUCACGACCGUAGUUUUGAUGAUGAUGCAGACAGUGCAGAUGGGAACCGUGCUCAGGCUGCCUUCAAGGUCCCCAAGGUCCCCAAGAAGUCUGCAGAGUCCUCUGCUGCACGAAGACCCAACACUACGGCUUCCAAGAUCGGAGGUGCGUCUAAGGAUGGAACCGGGGGCAUCGAUGAAGAAGACUUCAUCAAAUCUUUCACUGACGUCCCCACAGUACAGAUCUACUCAUCUCGUGACCUGGAGGAUAACCUGAAUAAGAUCAGAGAGAUCUGUUCUGAUGACAAACAUGACUGGGACCAGAGAGCUGCUGCAAUGAAGAAGAUCCGCUCGCUGAUUGUUGCCGGGGCAACUGAGUACGAGUGUUUCUACCAACACCUGAGGCUGUUGGACGGAGCAUUCAAACUGUCAGCUAAAGACCUCCGAUCACAGGUGGUACGAGAGGCCUGCAUCACUGUGGCUCACCUGUCGACAGUGUUGGGUACUAAGUUUGACCAUGGGGCUGAGGGCAUUCUUCCUGUCCUGUUCAACCUCAUCCCUAACUGUGCCAAGGUUAUGGCCACUUCAGGGGCGUCUGCUAUACGCUUCAUCAUACGGCACACACACGUUCCCAGACUCAUCCCCCUGAUCACCAGUAACUGCACCUGCAAGUCUGUGGCCGUCAGACGGAAAUGUUUUGACUUCUUGGACCUGCUUCUACAGGAGUGGCAGACCCAGACUCUGGAGAGACACACAGCGGUGAUGGUCGCCAGCAUUAAGAAGGGAAUCGCAGAUGCCGACGCAGAGGCCAGGGUAGAGGCCCGCAAGGCAUACUGGGGUCUUAGGAACCAUUUCCCGGCGGAGGCAGACUCUCUGUUCAACUCGUUAGAACCGUCCUAUCAGAAGAGCCUCCAAUCGUCUCUCAAGAGUUCUGGGAGCGUGACGUCUCUUCCUCAGAGCGACCGCUCCUCUUCCUCAUCACAGGAGAGCCUUAAUCGUCCUCUGUCAUCUAAAUGGUCAGCCGCUCCUGGAAGAGUCCCUGCGGGUCAUAAGGGCGGGGCGUCGCCGGGCUCCCUACAGCGUUCCCGUAGCGACGUAGAUGUUAAUGCGGCAACGGUUGCUAAGCAGCGGCACAUCGGGCAGGUGGGGCCAGUGAGACUGAACCCCGGCUCCUACUCCUCAUUGGAUGAUGCCUCAGAUAAAACAGAUGGUCGUCUGAGGACCAAGCAGCCUCUCACCACGGCAACCAGUGUCAGCCACGUGGACUCCCGGGGACGCAGCCGCACCAAGAUGGUGUCCCAGUCACAACCCGGCAGUCGGAGUGGUUCCCCGGGUCGCGUCCUGACCAGCACCGCUCUGAGUACUCUGGGUUCUGGAGCCCAGAGGGUCCUAGCUGGGGCCGGAGGGAGACGUAGCCGCAUCCCCCGCAGCCAGGGCUGCUCACGAGACUCCUCCCCUACACGCCUGUCUGUCGCUCCCUCCAGUGUUAGUUCCAUCUCCAAAGCAACGAGCAGAGGAGCUCGGGGCAGUCGUAUUCCUCGCCCCAGUAUGAGUCAGGGCUGCAGUAGGGAGGCCAGCAGAGAGAGCAGCAGAGACACCAGCCCUGUGCGUUCCUUUACACCUCUGGCAUCGCGCCACUACUCUCGCUCCACCGGAGCUCUCCACACCGCCGACGCUUUAGGGGCCGCAGGGGCAGGGUACAGUAUCAGUCAAUCCAGCCAUCUGUCAUCGUCAGUCAGCACCAUGAGAGUUCUCACUGGAUCUGAUAUAGAGGAGGCCCUCGCUGACGCCCUGCUGUUGGGGGACAUAACAUCCAAGAAGAAGCCAGCGCGGCGUCGCUAUGAGAACUAUGGGAUGUAUUCGGAUGAUGAUGCUAACAGUGACGCGUCCAGCGCCUGCUCAGACCGCUCCUACAGCUCCAGGAACGGAGGAGUCAUCCCUACGUACAUGAGACAGACUGAAGACGUGGCCGAGGUAUUGAACCGCUGUGCCAGUGCCAAUUGGUCGGAGAGGAAGGAGGGGCUUCUGGGUCUACAGGCUCUACUGAAGAAUCAACGCACCCUCAGUCGUGUGGAGCUGAAGAGGUUGUGUGAGAUUUUCACCAGGAUGUUUGCAGACCCCCACAGUAAGCGAGAAUCCGGAUCUAAGGUCUAUGGAACGGCAGAAUCCGGUAUAAGCUCAGCCUCCUUCAAGGUGUUCAGUAUGUUCUUGGAGACCCUAGUGGACUUUGUCCUGGUGCACAGAGAAGACCUGCAGGACUGGCUGUUCGUCCUGCUCACCCAGCUGCUGAAGAAGAUGGGAGCUGACCUGCUGGGGUCUGUCCAGGCCAAGGUCCAGAGAGCACUGGACAUCACACGAGAGUCUUUCCCCAACGACCUCCAGUUCACUAUCCUCAUGAGGUUCACUGUGGACCAGACUCAGACACCAAACCUCAAGGUGAAGGUGGCUGUUCUGAAGUACAUUGAGACCUUGACCCUGCAGAUGGAGCCUCGGGACUUUGUGAACUCCAGUGAGACGCGCCUGGCUGUGUCUCGCGUCAUCACCUGGACCACAGAGCCCAAGAGCUCCGACGUCAGGAAGGCGGCCCAGUCCGUACUGAUCUCCUUGUUCCAGUUGAACUCUCCAGAGUUCACCAUGCUGCUGGCAGCCCUGCCCAAGACCUUCCAGGACGGAGCCACCAAACUGCUACAGAACCACCUGAGGAACACCGGCAACACUGCACAGGCCCAAAUGGGAAGCCCCAUGACACGCCACACCCCCCGCUCUCCUGCCAGCUGGUCCAGCCCUCUCACCUCUCCUACCAACACGUCACAGAACACAUCCACACUCGGCGCGUUUGACUACGACACAGAGAACAUGAACUCUGACGACAUCUACAGUAGUCUGAGAGGAGUUACAGAGGCCAUUCAGAACUUCUCCGUCCGCAGCCAGGAAGACAUGAACGAAACGGGUGGUGGUGCUGACCAAGUGGAUGCAGUCCGCACUGCUCUGGACAACAAGACUUCUCUUCUGAACACCCCCCUGCUCUCCUCUUCUCCCCGGGGGUCCCGAGACCCCUUUACAGACUCCCCCUUUAAACACAACGUCAAAGAUACUUCAUUGGACGAAUCAGACCAGCAAACUGAUGACAGCAGCAUUGACCAAUCAGAGCUGGUGACUGAGCUGCUGAAGGAGCUGUCCAAUCACAAUGAGCGUGUGGAAGAGAGAAAGGUGGCGCUUUGUGAUCUCCUGAAGCUGAUUCGAGAAAACACCCUGCAGGUCUGCUGGGACGAACACUUCAAAACCAUUCUCCUGUUACUACUGGAGACGCUGGGGGACAGAGAGCAUGUGAUCAGGGCGUUAGCUCUGCGUGUUCUGAGGGAGAUUCUGAGCCGCCAGCCCUGGCGGUUCAAGAACUACGCUGAACUCACCAUCAUGAAGGCCCUGGAGGCACACAGGGACCCACACAAAGAGGUGGCGCGAGCGGCAGAGGAGACUGCAGCCAUGCUGGCGUCGUCCAUCAGUCCAGACCAGUGUGUCAAGGUGUUGUCUCCCAUCAUCCAGUCAGCUGACUACCCCAUCAACCUGGCUGCCAUCAAGAUGCAGACCAGAGUAAUAGAGAGGGUCCCCCACCACGGACUCGUCACCAUGCUGCCGGAGAUAGUCCCCGGACUCAUACAGGGUUAUGACAACGCGGAGAGCAGUGUGAGGAAGGCCUGUGUAUUCUGUCUGGUGGCCCUCUAUGCAGUCAUAGGGGAGGAGCUAAAACCUCACCUCAACCAACUGUCUGGCAGCAAGUUGAAGUUGUUGAAUCUGUACAUCAAGCGUGCCCAGUCAGGCUCCAGUGGUGGUGAGCCCCCACCAGACAGCCUAUAGAACCGACAGGUGGACAGCGCCCCACACAGGACAACCAUGGAACUGCACUCUCCCUCUGGAGACUUAACACACAUGGACACACUCUUACAUGGAUGGAUAAACACACACACACACACACACGCUUACUGACAUGCUUACAUGAACAUGCUAAUAUGAAGGCACAGACUGACACACAUACACACUGUCCUGGACACAAACUCCCAUUGCCUCUUUGUUGCCUACUACAAUGCACUCUGGGAUACGGUGCAGAAGAGAGGAUUGUUGUAGUUCCCUUCACAAACAUGGAAGAUCCACCCUGUUCUCUGAGACUCACCCCUGAUCUCUACACACCUAACCACACCCUCUGAUGAUGCACUAGCCACACACCCCCAGCCAGGAUGGAUGGCUAGAGAGGAAGGGAGGGGAGAGGUGAGGUAUCUGCAUUCUGCAGACCGGUGUGUUUAUGUCUGAGACAGAGAGUGGGGGGGGGUUUAUAUUUCUGAGGUCAGUCCAUCUGUCAUGGUGGUCGAGUGUGUUUAUGUCUGAGACAGAGAGUGGAGGGGGUGUAUAUUUCUGAGGUCAGUCCAUCUGUCAUGGUGGUCGAGUGUGUUUAUGUCUGCGACAGAGAGUGGAGGGGGUGUAUAUUUCUGAGGUCAGUCCAUCUGUCAUGGUGGUCGAGUGUGUUUAUGUCUGCGACAGAGAGUGGAGGGGGUGUAUAUUUCUGAGGUCAGUCCAUCUGUCAUGGUGGUCGAGUGUGUUUAUGUCUGAGACAGAGAGUGGAGGGGGUUUAUAUUUCUGAGGUCAGUCCAUCUGUCAUGGUGGUCGAGUGUGUUUAUGUCUGCGACAGAGAGUGGGGGGGGGUGUAUAUUUCUAAUGUCAGUCAGUCCAUCUGUCAUGGUGGUCUAGUGUGUUUUAACCCCUGAAACUCUGAAGGCACACUAACCCCUACGUAGUGCACUACUUUUGGCCACUACAUACGCCUCUGGUCAAUCUAUAUAGGGAGUAGGGUCCUCCUCCGUGAGCAGUUAGGUCAUAACUGUUCAUAACAACUACGUAGGCAAUGAGUGUAAGGUAUGGGAGGCGGAAUGUGCUCAGCUAUACAUGACAGUGAUUUUAACUCUUUAUCCAGAACCUAUUUACUGUCACAGUGGAAGGGAGAGGAUGAAAUUAGUUAACCAUGUCCACCCCUUUCAGAGAAGUCCAUGGUACCUUCCACUGCUUUCCUGCCAUGUCUUGGAUGAGCACAUUUCAGACAAGGGGGGGGGGGGAGACAUGGCUUAUUAUUAUCACCUAAUGGAUAUGCC